Diaporthe citri is the source of this 1080-nucleotide messenger RNA. RefSeq lists its product as uncharacterized. Gene Ontology annotation, molecular function: oxidoreductase activity, acting on NAD(P)H. The record is from RefSeq and is a predicted model, not a curated record. Lineage: Eukaryota; Fungi; Ascomycota; Sordariomycetes; Diaporthales; Diaporthaceae. The coding region runs from base 1 to 1080 and encodes 359 amino acids. The transcript has a single exon.
AUGCCUCAACAACAGAACACGUGCCUAUUCGUGGACAAUGACUGCAAGACAUCAGUCAUCCGAAACUUUCCCUUGCCUACUCCGGGAGACGACGAGUAUCUAAUCGAAAUCCUGUACUCCGGCGUCAACCCGGCCGACAUCAGACAUGCCCCGGGGCUCGGGAUCAGGGAUACCGUAAUGGGAUAUGAUUUCUGCGGCCGCGUACUGCGCACUCCGAACUCGCCGCCGGGUGGGCCCGGUAAUGCCACGUUCGCGGUCGGCGAGCUGGUGGCCGGCAUGACCCCCACGGGCGUAGGGCGGUCGCAGAAGUAUGGCUCCCACCAGAAUCAACUGGCCUCCCCCGAGGACAUGAUGUUCAGCGUGCCUGAGAGCCUCCCUCCACAAGAGGCCGCCGCGCUGAGUGUGGUCGCCUGCACGGCGGCUGAUGCUCUGUAUGGCUUCUUCAAGGCCCCACCGCCGGGAGAGAGUGGGGUGCAGGGAGGAAGGCAGGGGCCGCUGUUGGUGUGGGGUGGGUCAACGGGCGUUGGGCUCUGCCUUGUGCAACUUGCCCGGGCGAGCGGUGUGUCACCCAUCAUCGCCACGGCAUCACCGGCCAGGCAUGAGCUGCUCCGAGACCUCGGCGCGACGCACUGCUUUGACUACAAAGAUCCCGGCGUCACUAGCAAGAUCAGGGCGGCGGUGCAAGACUCGAAAGCGGGCAAGCUAUCCUACGCCAUAGAUGUAGCGGGAUCCGGCCAAGCAGUUGAAAUUAUCGAGCAGCUGGUGGAACCCGAGACGGUGUUUUUAUCCACGGUCGUCCAGCCAGGCAAGCCUCACCUAAAGAUGCCCCUGGCUUGCACCCGCCACGAUGUGCCUCUGCGUUUUGCAAACGGUAUGGAGAUUACCGUGCCUGCGCGGCGCGAGGACUGGAGGAAGACGUGGGGUGCUGUAAAUUGGGCUGUAGCUCAUUACGGCAAAGGUUUCCGCAUGCCAGCGGUCGAGGUCUUUGAUGGGAGUGCGGAGGAUGCGCUGGAGGAACUUCAAGAAAUUGCUGCUCAAGGGAAGUUUGGCAAAUUGGUGAUCAAGCAUCCUCUGAAAUGA